AUGGAUCCAGCACUCAGACACAUCCAAGGCCCGUCUGGGAUAACAAAAGCAAAUAAACAAGGUCGUCGACCCGGAAAAACAGCAUGUACAGCCUGCCACGCCCGCAAAAAGCGAUGCGACAUCGUCCCGCCAUAUCACCAGUGCACGCACUGUCGCAAAGAAGAUCAAUUAUGCAUCCCGCGAGAUUUAAUUGAGAGCCACCAAGAUACAGAUACUAGCAAGACUUACAAAACCGUUGGAAGAACCCCUCAGCAACAAAUGGCCAAACGCAACCACAACAAUCAAAAAGCUAGCAAGAACGGAAACCAAUUCCACGUCAAUGGCUUUCUGCCAAAGGGAAUCGAUCACGAAGUACCCCGCUGGAGUGCAGUGUACUCGUCAUAUUCGGAGAUGCGCCGGCUACUGCCUUCUCUCACUUCCACUUCCCCUCUUACUUCCACUUCCCCGUCCCCUUCGCCCGAGAUUGACGGGGACAUGCCACACAUGCAAUCUGCACCAAUUGAGAGGCAGCAGAAUGACGAUGUGUCUUUGUCAGGGAUGGAAUCUUCGAGGUACAUUCAGUCUGAAACUUUAUAUAGGGAUUGUGGGGAGGCGGCUUCGAUAAAGGGGAUCAGCAUACCUGUUUCUCGGUCUCGAUCUUGGUCUUUGUCUACGGCACCUCCAGAUGAAAGGGCUGGGCUGGAGAAUGCAUUAACUUGUGGUGCUGGGAUCCUGCGUGGGGGCCUUGCUUCAGUGGAUGAAGUGAGAGCUCCAAGUGGUGGGGAUUCUCAUUCUGCCCAUGAUGUUUUUAUGAAUGAUCUCGAUGCAUUGCUUAGAUUUUGA
Messenger RNA from Penicillium robsamsonii, 822 nucleotides. Its product is annotated as Zn(II)2Cys6 transcription factor domain-containing protein. NCBI's taxonomy places the organism in Eukaryota, Fungi, Ascomycota, Eurotiomycetes, Eurotiales, Aspergillaceae. The transcript is spliced from 2 exons. Gene Ontology annotation, biological process: regulation of DNA-templated transcription. Gene Ontology annotation, molecular function: DNA-binding transcription factor activity, RNA polymerase II-specific; zinc ion binding. The record is from RefSeq and is a predicted model, not a curated record. The coding region runs from base 1 to 822 and encodes 273 amino acids.